ACGGCUCAGUCCCUACAUAUUUAUGCCGCGUUUCCAGCCGCUGGGUGAGGAGCUACUUAGCGCCGCGGCUCCUCCGAGGGGCGGCCGGGCAGCGAGCAGCGGCCGAGCGGACGGGCUCAUGAUGCCUCAGAUCUGAUCCGCAUCUAACAGGCUGGCAAUGAAGAUACCCAGAGAAUAGUUCACAUCUAUCAUGCGUCACUUCUAGACACAGCCACCAGACGCAUCUCCUCCCCUUUCUGCCUGACCUUAGGGACACAUCCCACCGCCUCUCUUGACGUCUGCCUGGUCAACCAUCACUUCCUUAGAGAAUAAGGAGAGAGGCGGACGCAGGAAAUCAUGCCACCGACGGGCCACCAGCCAUGAGUGGGUGACGCUGAGCUGACGUCAAAGACAGAGAGGGCUGAAGCCUUGUCAGCACCUGUCACCCCGGCUCCUGCUCUCGGUGUGGCCUGAAGCCUGGAUCCUCCUGGUGAAAUCAUCUUGGCCUGAUAGCAUUGUGAGGUCUUCAGACAGGACCCCUCGGAAGCUAGUUACCAUGGAGGAUCACAUGUUCGGUGUUCAGCAAAUCCAGCCCAAUGUCAUUUCUGUUCGUCUCUUCAAGCGCAAAGUUGGGGGCCUGGGAUUCCUGGUGAAGGAGCGGGUCAGUAAGCCGCCCGUGAUUAUCUCUGACCUGAUUCGUGGGGGCGCCGCAGAGCAGAGUGGCCUCAUCCAGGCCGGAGACAUCAUUCUUGCGGUCAACGGCCGGCCCUUGGUGGACCUGAGCUAUGACAGCGCCCUGGAGGUACUCAGAGGCAUUGCCUCCGAGACCCACGUGGUCCUCAUUCUGAGGGGUCCUGAAGGUUUCACCACGCACCUGGAGACCACCUUUACAGGUGAUGGGACCCCCAAGACCAUCCGGGUGACACAGCCCCUGGGUCCCCCCACCAAAGCCGUGGAUCUGUCCCACCAGCCAUCGGCCGGCAAAGAACAGCCGCUGGCAGUGGAUGGGGCCUCGGGUCCCGGGAAUGGGCCUCAGCAUGCCUACGAUGACGGGCAGGAGGCUGGCUCACUCCCCCAUGCCAACGGCCUGGCCCCCAGGCCCCCAGGCCAGGACCCUGCGAAGAAAGCAACCAGAGUCAGCCUCCAAGGCAGAGGGGAGAACAAUGAACUGCUCAAGGAGAUAGAGCCUGUGCUGAGCCUUCUCACCAGUGGGAGCAGAGGGGUCAAGGGAGGGGCACCUGCCAAGGCAGAGAUGAAAGAUAUGGGAAUCCAGGUGGACAGAGAUUUGGACGGCAAGUCACACAAACCUCUGCCCCUCGCCGUGGAGAAUGACCGAGUCUUCAAUGACCUAUGGGGGAAGGGCAAUGUGCCUGUCGUCCUCAACAACCCAUAUUCAGAGAAGGAGCAGCCCCCUGCCUCAGGAAAACAGUCCCCCACAAAGAAUGGCAGCCCCUCCAAGUGUCCACGCUUCCUCAAGGUCAAGAACUGGGAGACUGAGGUGGUUCUCACUGACACCCUCCACCUUAAGAGCACAUUGGAAACGGGAUGCACUGAGUACAUCUGCAUGGGCUCCAUCAUGCAUCCUUCUCAGCAUGCAAGGAGGCCUGAAGAUGUCCGCACAAAAGAACAGCUCUUCCCUCUCGCCAAAGAGUUUAUUGAUCAAUACUAUUCAUCAAUUAAAAGAUUUGGCUCCAAAGCCCACAUGGAAAGGCUGGAAGAGGUGAACAAAGAGAUCGAAACCACUAGCACCUACCAGCUCAAGGACACAGAGCUCAUCUAUGGGGCCAAGCACGCCUGGCGGAAUGCCUCGCGCUGUGUGGGCAGGAUCCAGUGGUCCAAGCUGCAGGUAUUCGAUGCCCGUGACUGCACCACGGCCCACGGGAUGUUCAACUACAUCUGUAACCACGUCAAGUAUGCCACCAACAAAGGGAACCUCAGGUCCGCCAUCACCAUAUUCCCCCAGAGGACAGACGGCAAGCACGACUUCCGAGUCUGGAACUCCCAGCUCAUCCGCUACGCUGGCUACAAGCAGCCCGACGGCUCCACCCUGGGGGACCCAGCCAAUGUGCAGUUCACAGAGAUAUGCAUACAGCAGGGCUGGAAACCGCCUAGAGGCCGCUUCGAUGUCCUGCCGCUCCUGCUUCAGGCCAACGGCAAUGACCCUGAGCUCUUCCAGAUUCCUCCAGAGCUGGUGUUGGAAGUUCCCAUCAGGCACCCCAAGUUUGAGUGGUUCAAGGACCUGGGGCUGAAGUGGUACGGCCUCCCCGCCGUGUCCAACAUGCUCCUAGAGAUUGGCGGCCUGGAGUUCAGCGCCUGUCCCUUCAGUGGCUGGUACAUGGGCACAGAGAUUGGUGUCCGCGACUACUGUGACAACUCCCGCUACAAUAUCCUGGAGGAAGUGGCCAAGAAGAUGAACUUAGACAUGAGGAAGAUGUCCUCCCUGUGGAAGGACCAGGCGCUGGUGGAGAUCAAUAUCGCGGUUCUCUACAGCUUCCAGAGUGACAAAGUGACCAUUGUUGACCAUCACUCCGCCACCGAGUCCUUCAUUAAGCACAUGGAGAAUGAGUACCGCUGCCGGGGGGGCUGCCCUGCCGACUGGGUGUGGAUCGUGCCCCCCAUGUCCGGAAGCAUCACCCCUGUGUUCCACCAGGAGAUGCUCAACUACCGGCUCACCCCCUCCUUCGAAUACCAGCCUGAUCCCUGGAACACGCAUGUCUGGAAAGGCACCAACGGGACCCCCACAAAGCGGCGAGCCAUCGGCUUCAAGAAGCUAGCAGAAGCUGUCAAGUUCUCGGCCAAGCUGAUGGGGCAGGCUAUGGCCAAGAGGGUCAAAGCGACCAUCCUCUAUGCCACAGAGACAGGCAAAUCGCAAGCUUAUGCCAAGACCUUGUGUGAGAUCUUCAAACACGCCUUUGAUGCCAAGGUGAUGUCCAUGGAAGAAUAUGACAUCGUGCACCUGGAACAUGAAACUCUGGUCCUCGUGGUCACCAGCACCUUUGGCAAUGGAGAUCCCCCUGAGAAUGGGGAGAAAUUCGGCUGUGCUUUGAUGGAAAUGAGGCACCCCAACUCUGUGCAGGAAGAAAGGAAGUACCCGGAACCCUUGCGUUUCUUUCCCCGUAAAGGGCCUCCCCUCCCCAAUGGUGACACAGAAGUCCACGGUCUGGCUGCAGCCCGUGACAGCCAGCACAGGAGCUACAAGGUCCGAUUCAACAGCGUCUCCUCCUACUCUGACUCCCAAAAAUCAUCAGGCGAUGGGCCCGACCUCAGAGACAACUUUGAGAGUGCUGGACCCCUGGCCAAUGUGAGGUUCUCAGUUUUUGGCCUCGGCUCACGAGCAUACCCUCACUUUUGUGCCUUCGGACACGCUGUGGACACCCUCCUGGAAGAACUGGGAGGGGAGAGGAUCCUGAAGAUGAGGGAAGGGGAUGAGCUCUGUGGGCAGGAAGAGGCUUUCAGGACCUGGGCCAAGAAGGUCUUCAAGGCAGCCUGUGAUGUCUUCUGUGUGGGAGAUGAUGUCAACAUUGAAAAGGCCAACAAUUCCCUCAUCAGCAAUGAUCGCAGCUGGAAGAGAAACAAGUUCCGCCUCACCUUUGUGGCCGAAGCUCCAGAACUCACACAAGGUCUAUCCAAUGUCCACAAAAAGCGAGUCUCAGCUGCCCGGCUCCUUAGCCGUCAAAACCUCCAGAGUCCUAAAUCCAGUCGGUCAACUAUCUUCGUGCGUCUCCACACCAACGGGAACCAGGAGCUGCAGUACCAGCCUGGGGACCACCUGGGUGUCUUCCCUGGCAACCACGAGGACCUCGUGAAUGCCCUGAUCGAGCGGCUGGAGGACGCGCCCCCUGUCAACCAGAUGGUGAAAGUGGAACUGCUGGAGGAGCGGAACACGGCUUUAGGUGUCAUCAGUAACUGGACAGACGAGCUCCGCCUCCCGCCCUGCACCAUCUUCCAGGCCUUCAAGUACUACCUGGACAUCACCACGCCACCAACGCCCCUGCAGCUGCAGCAGUUUGCCUCCCUAGCUACCAGCGAGAAGGAGAAGCAGCGUCUGCUGGUCCUCAGCAAGGGUUUGCAGGAGUACGAGGAAUGGAAAUGGGGCAAGAACCCCACCAUCGUGGAGGUGCUGGAGGAAUUCCCAUCUAUCCAGAUGCCGGCCACCCUGCUCCUGACCCAGCUGUCCCUGCUGCAGCCCCGCUACUAUUCCAUCAGCUCCUCCCCAGACAUGUACCCUGAUGAAGUGCACCUCACUGUGGCCAUCGUUUCCUACCGCACUCGAGAUGGAGAAGGACCAAUUCACCACGGCGUAUGCUCCUCCUGGCUCAACCGGAUACAGGCUGACGAACUGGUCCCCUGUUUCGUGAGAGGAGCACCCAGCUUCCACCUGCCCCGGAACCCCCAAGUCCCCUGCAUCCUCGUUGGACCAGGCACCGGCAUUGCCCCUUUCCGAAGCUUCUGGCAACAGCGGCAAUUUGAUAUCCAACACAAAGGAAUGAACCCCUGCCCCAUGGUCCUGGUCUUCGGGUGCCGGCAAUCCAAGAUAGAUCAUAUCUACAGGGAAGAGACCCUGCAGGCCAAGAACAAGGGGGUCUUCAGAGAGCUGUACACGGCUUACUCCCGGGAGCCAGACAAACCAAAGAAGUAUGUGCAGGACAUCCUGCAGGAGCAGCUGGCGGAGUCUGUGUACCGAGCCCUGAAGGAGCAAGGGGGCCACAUAUACGUCUGUGGGGACGUCACCAUGGCUGCUGAUGUCCUCAAAGCCAUCCAGCGCAUCAUGACCCAGCAGGGGAAGCUCUCGGCAGAGGACGCCGGCGUAUUCAUCAGCCGGAUGAGGGAUGACAACCGAUACCAUGAGGAUAUUUUUGGAGUCACCCUGCGAACGUACGAAGUGACCAACCGCCUUAGAUCUGAGUCCAUUGCCUUCAUUGAAGAGAGCAAAAAAGACACCGAUGAGGUUUUCAGCUCCUAACUGGACCCUCUUGCCCAGCCGGCUGCAAGUUUUGUAAGCGCGGACAGACACUGCUGAACCUUUCCUCUGGGACCCCCUGUGGCCCUCGCUCUGCCUCCUGUCCUUGUCGCUGUGCCCUGGUUUCCCUCCUCGGGCUUCUCGCCCCUCAGUGGUUUCCUCGGCCCUCCUGGGUUUACUCCUUGAGUUUUCCUGCUGCGAUGCAAUGCUUUUCUAAUCUGCAGUGGCUCUUACAAAACUCUGUUCCCACUCCCUCUCUUGCCGACAAGGGCAACUCACGGGUGCAUGAAACCACUGGAACAUGGCCGUCGCUGUGGGGGUUUUUUUCUCUGGGGUUUCCCUGGAAAGGCUGCAGGAACUAGGCACAAGCUCUCUGAGCCAGUCCCUCAGCCACUGAAGUCCCCCUUUCUCCUUUUUUAUGAUGACAUUUUGGUUGUGCGUGUGUGUGUGUGUGUGUGUGUGUGUGUGUGUGUGUGAUGGGCCAGGUCUCUGUCCGUCCUCUUCCCUGCACAAGUGUGUCGAUCUUAGAUUGCCACUGCUUUCGUUGAAGACCCUCAAUGCCAAGAAACGUGUCCCUGGCCCAUAUUAAUCCCUCGUGUGUCCAUAAUUAGGGUCCACGCCCAUGUACCUGAAACAUUUGGAAGCCCCAUAAUUGUUCUAGUUAGAAAGGGUUCAGGGCAUGGGGAGAGGAGUGGGAAAUUGAUUAAAGGGGCUGUCUCCCAAUGAAAGAGGCAUUCCCAGAAUUUGCUGCAUUUAGAUUUUGAUACCAGUGAGCAGAGCCCUCAUGUGACAUGAACCCAUCCAAUGGAUUGUGCAAAUCCCCUCCCCAAACCCACCCAUACCAGCUAGAAUCACUUGACUUUGCCACAUCCAUUGACUGCCCCCCCUCCUCCAGCAAUAGCAUCCAAGGGGCCUGGAAGUUAUGUUGUUCAAAGAAGCCUGGUGGCAAUAAGGAUCUUCCCACUUUGCCACUGGAUGACUUUGGAUGGGUCACUUGUCCUCAGUUUUUCCUAGUCAUAAUGUCAUACGAACCUAAAGAAUAUGAAUGGAUUAAAUGUUAAAGCUUUGGUGCCUGGAAACAAUAUCAAGUAACAAUAUGAUUAUUAUUUUUUUAUUCCCCCAAAGCGGGCUUGCUGCUUCACCCUUGGGGAUGAAAUAAUGGAAGCUGGUUAAAGUGGAUGAGGUUGGAAAGAGUUGCCAUAAUGAGGUCCCACAUGGCUUCUUCGAUAGGAACCACAACUUGGGGUGGGAAGAACUUGUCCCUCAGGCUUGUUGCCCUCUGCGGUUGAUCUCCAAAGUUUUAAACCUGUUAAAGUAAUUUUGACAAAUAAGUUACCCUCAACUCAGAUCAAAAAUGGGCAGCCAAGUCUUCGGUAGGAAUUGGAGCCGGUGUAAUUCCUCCCUAAGAGGCAACCUGUUGAAUUUACUCUCUCAGAGUAAAUGGUGGGAAGGGAUCCCUUUGUAUACUUUUUUAAAUACUACAAAUUAGUGUCAGGCAGUUCCCAGAAAGAGACAAGAAAUCCUAGUGGCCUCCCAGACUGCAGGGUCCCCAAGGAUGGAAAGGGAAUGUUCUGCUGGUUCUACCCUGUUUGUUGUGUCUUGCUAUACAGAAAAACCACAUUUCUUUUAUAUACUGUACGUGGGCAUAUCUUGUUGUUCAGUUUGGGUGUCUGCUAAAGAGGAAGUGCACUGGCCCUCUUUGAAAGGGCUUUACAGUGGGGGCACCAAGACCCCAAAGGGCCCAGGCCAGGAGACUGUUAAAGUGAAAAGGCAAUCUAUGACUCACCUUGCUCUACCAUCCCUGGCAGCCCCCACCGGUGUCCUGUUCCUGCCACAUGGAGCUUGACUUCAUGCCAGCUAUAAUCUCCCCUGCCUUCCUUUAAUCCCAAUUUCCCCUGCUCACUCUUCCACAGAUAUAAAGAACAAACACUUAGCAUCCCACACUCACCCCUUCUAAUCCUGAAGGGAAGCCCAUUCUAAACUCCUUUCCUGCAAACCCAUUUCCAGCUCCUAGUAGCUUUCCUCCCAAAGGCUUUCUUUCCAAUCCUUUAUAGCUUUGGAGACGCCUCCCCAAUUCCCCAGGGAAGGAAACUGUUGUGUCCAAUCCCCAUUAAAGACAAAUUGAUCAGUGCUUCCCACUCCAAGUCAAGCUUUAUGCAGGAAUGCUUUUCCAUCAGGGAAUAAAUACUUAGAAGAGCUUACAAGGUGCCAGGCACCUCCUUUCUGCAUGUGCCUGCCUUUCUAGUAGCAGACAGAUGGAAACAUUGUCUCAUUUUGUCAAGGAGUCCAAAGAAAUGAUUAUAAAACCAGGAUUCAUCCUUCUUCUCCAGAAAGAUUUUUUUUUAAGUAAACACCUUUCAAUCCCCAACACAAGCUGCUUCACAACUCCAGGCUAGAAGGCAGGAGAGCGAUCUGAUGUGUUUCUUUCAUUUGCCAGAAUUCCUGAUACCAAAAGCCUAUCUCUCUGUUGAGUAACCUCUCGAGGACCAGAGUGGAGUCCAGAUUGUUAGGCUCAGAUCAAGGGUGGGGAAAUACUGCCCUCUCGUGGUGGCUUUUCAUCCAGGCCUCGUAGCCAACCGUAAGUGCAAAAUAGAAUUAAGCAAUGGGUAAGCAAAAUAGGGUUGACAAGAUAUUUGGGGGUUAUUCGGGUAAUGGCCCAUUUAUUUCCCUCUUCCCCCUGAAUUGACCAGUAGCAGCUCCAGCCCCAUUUCACAAAAGUGAGUUUGGCCAGGAGGAAUGAGACGUCUCCUGAAAUAGGAACACCGGAACAUCAUGCUCACCUGCCAUCACUAUGCAUCCAGUUCCCACAGCUUGUGUCGUGAAAGAGCAGAGAGAUGAUGUUAAACUCCUUGGGAGGAGAGAGGGCUUCUUUUGGUUUCCCUGGAGUGAGACAGCCAGGUGUCUUUCUUUUGCGGGGGGACACUUCAGACCCAUCAAUAUGGAAUUUUGGGAGCCGACCUGAGUGCAAAUCCUAAUUCUGCCCCUGUUGGUGCAGAUGGCUGUGGGCGGCUCACUUGACCUUUUAGAGUCUGCAUACCCACCUGUAUAACAAGGUGGAUUGAAUGAGACAAUGCCCACGAAAUGCCCAGUUACAGUACCUGGUUCAAAACUUACUGCAUUUUAAUUUUUCACUUAACUUAUAACAUGUCUUGCUUCUCCAGUGUGUGGAAGGCACCGGGCAGUUUGCAGAGAUAAGCAAAACACAGUUCCUCUCGUGCAGAAGGUUAGAAUCUAUUUUUUUUUUUUUUUUUUUUUUGACAGAGUCUUGCUCUGUCACCCAGGCUGGCGUACAGUGGUACAAUCUCAGCUCACUGCAUCCUCUGCCUCCCCCAGUUCAAGUGAUUCUUCUGCCUCGGCCUCCUGAGUAACUGGGACUACAGGCGCCUACCACCACGCCCAGCUAAGUUUUGUAUUUUUAGUAGAGUCAGGGUUUCACCAUGUUGGCCAGGCUGGUCUUGAAUUCCUGACCUCAAAUGAUCCACGCACCUCAGCCUCCCAAAGUGCUGGGAUUACAGGCAUGAGCCACCACGCCCAGCCAAAGGUUAUAAUCUGAUGGAGAGAGACACCAUUUAUGUCAGUCUUGGAACUGACAUAAAUUUCUGGGGUUUGAGAAAUGGGCGGGAUUUCACUGGUAGCUUCUGGAAGGUAAGAGUUGUCCAGGAAUUGGGAAGAGUGAGAGGAAAGGCACGGACAGGGAGCAUGUAAGAUAAAUUGAGGCUGGCUUUGGAAGGCUGAGGAGGGUGAGAAAAGGUGGGCUGGGACCAGACCGUGGGGAGAGGUGAGUGGCAUUACAAGAAAUUUAGGCUUUAUUCAGAAGGCAACAGGGAGUCCCUAAGAAUGUUUUUCAAAAGGGACAUUAAGGCGAUUGGAGUUAUACUUGGAAAAGAAAGUUCUGGCCACAGUACAGAGCAUGGCCCGUUGAGCUGUUGGGGGGUUAUUGCUGCAACCAAGGCUUGAGUGAGGGAAGAGGCAGAUGUAGUGAUAAAGAGACUCCAGGAACUGAAUCAGCGUACCUGGUACCCCAUCCAUUGUAGAGGGUGAGAAUAAAGGAGAAAUUAAAGCAUCUUGCAGGCUGGGCGCGGUAGCUCAUGUCUGUAAUCCCAGCACUUUGGGAGGCCGAGGUGGGUGUAUCAGUUGAGGUCAGGAGUUGGAGACCAGUCAGCCAGUUAGUAGAAACCCUGACUCUACUAAGAAAAUACAAAAAUUAGCUGGGCAUGGUGGCAUGCACCUGUAGUCUCAGCUACCUGGGAGGCUGAGGAAGGAGGAUCGCUUGAGCCCAGGAGGUAGAGGCUGCAGUGAGCCAAGAUUGUACCACUGCACUCCAGCCUGGGUGACAGAGCAAGACUCUUAUCUCAAAAAAAAUAAAAUAAAAUAAAAUAAAAUAAAAUAAAAUAAAA
Molecule: messenger RNA, 9336 nt
Organism: Pan troglodytes (chimpanzee)
Lineage: Eukaryota; Metazoa; Chordata; Mammalia; Primates; Hominidae
Gene: NOS1
Product: nitric oxide synthase 1
Exons: 30
Coding region: 536-4942 (1468 amino acids)
Biological process (GO): nitric oxide biosynthetic process
Molecular function (GO): NADP binding; flavin adenine dinucleotide binding; FMN binding
Source: RefSeq, a predicted model, not a curated record